Chlamydomonas reinhardtii is the source of this 5629-nucleotide messenger RNA. RefSeq lists its product as uncharacterized. Gene Ontology annotation, biological process: proteasome-mediated ubiquitin-dependent protein catabolic process. Gene Ontology annotation, molecular function: protein binding; ubiquitin protein ligase activity. Bases 224 to 4555 code for a protein of 1443 amino acids. The transcript is spliced from 9 exons. NCBI's taxonomy places the organism in Eukaryota, Viridiplantae, Chlorophyta, Chlorophyceae, Chlamydomonadales, Chlamydomonadaceae. The record is from RefSeq and is a predicted model, not a curated record.
CCACUUCUGCAAACUUAGGACGUGCCGCGAGUGGCUCCAAACUCGUUUGGCCCAAACUCUGCUGAAUUGUUGGCCGACAAGGGUCGUUUGUGUCGACAUAUCAUAACUGUAUCGAAUGACUUGAUUUUGGAGGAGCAGGCAAGCAGUCGUGGCCCACAGCUCGCUGCGCGGAGGAACGAGAGGCCCGCAAAUGCUGGGCCAGCCAUAGCAGCCUGCUGGCGAUAUGUCAGUCACCACUCGUGUUACUGACGAUGAUACGGCCGGGCUGGCUGGGGGCCCGCCGCUCCCCCUCGGCCUCACGCUCGCGGAUGUCAACUGCCCCAUCUGCGUGGAGACGAUUUCGGACCCGUUUGUCACCUCGUGCGGCCACACGUUCUGUUACCAAUGCAUCACAACACAGCUGACACACAAGAACAGCUGCCCGUCGUGCGGCGCGUACCUCACAGCAGACCACAUCUACCCCAACUUCUUGCUCAAUAAGAUCCUGCGCAAGGCUGCCACCGCCACCGCACCCACCAGCACCUCCCUGCUGGACCAGGUCCAGCGCCUGCUAGCCGACUGCAUGGGCGGUCCGGGGCAGGAUGCGGCAGUAGCCGGGCCGCAUGGUGCUACAACUGGCCCGCCAGCGGCUACAGCCACAGCAGCAGCGGCAGUUCCCGGCGGCGGCUCAGCCUCUGGCAGCCACGGCCAGGGCGGCGGCGGCGGCGGCGGCGGCGGCGGCGCCAGCAGCCGCCGGGCGGACAGCCUCAUAAGCGGGUUGAUGGGUGGGCGGGGACACGGGCUGUUGUCGAGCGGGCAUCACAGCUCGUACCAGAGCCAGCAGCAGCAGCCACAGCGGCUGCGGCUGCGGCUGCGAGACAUUGACGCCGUGCUGGAGGCGCUGUAUGACGCGCGGGAGGAGCUGGAGCGGCGCGAGAGCAGUGACGUGCUGCACCUGCUGCUGUGCUUCCUGCAGCACGCCAGGGAACAGAAGUCGCGGCAGAUGGCAGAGCUGCGGCAGCAGCUUGCGAGCCUGGAGUACGACAUCAUGGCCGUAGCAGGCGCGGCGGGGCCGGCAGUAGCAGAGUCCGCACCGGAUGGCGGCGCGGCAGCUGCUGGCGGCGCGGCGGCAGGCACAAACGCUGGCGCAGCACAGGCGCCACAGGAGCUUGCUACAGGUGCAGCUGUUGCAGGUGCGGAGCAGCAGCCACAGCAGCAGCAGCAGCAGCAGGAGCAACAGCAGCAGCAGUUGGGGCCGGAAGGAGCAAAUCAGGAGCAGGAGCGGAAGGAGGCGGAGGCCGAGGAGGAGUCGCCAGCUAUGCUGGCGCGCUCGAGCAGCAGCUGGUUGCAACGCGCGCACCCGCACCUCCAACCGGCUGCUGCUGCAGCGGCAGCAGCGGCUGCAAACGCCGGCGUAGUCGGUGACAGCACCGGCGUUGGGGACCCCGGCGUCGGGGCGGCAGCUGCGGCAGCCGCGGCGUCGGUGCAGGGCCAGCGGCGGGCCCCGCCGGUGCGGCGCGCAAGUCUGCGGCUGCACACGAUCACGCCAGGUGGCGGCAUCAGUUCCGUCACUGUGGACACCACUACACUGAUGGAGCCAGAGCACACGGCGGCGGCGCUCAGCGAGGCAGUGCAACACGCGCUGGCGGCGGCGCGCGCGGGCAGCGCCGGCGGCGGCGGUGGCGGCCGUACCAUGAGCGGCGGCAGCGUCACGAUGAGCGGUGCAGCUGCGGGUGGCGUGGCAGGCGGCCGGGGGCGGGUGGCAGACGAGGAGGCGGAUGGCGAAAGCGUGGGCGUGGGUGGCAAAGGAGCCCUCCGGGUUGGCGCAGCAGCGCUGGUGUCAGCGACGGCGGGUGCUACUGAGGACGCUGCGGCAGCGGCGAGGCCGGGGCCAACGCCAGGGCCAGGGCCCAGCUCGGUAGCUGCGGCCGGCUUCGCAGCAGGCGGCUUGCGACGGGGCAUGCCGCGCUGUGGUAGUGCUGACAACUUCCAGCUGUUGCUGGGCCGGUCGCUUGGGGGAGCGGCAGCGGCAGCAGAUGGCAGUGCCGCGCUGUCUGGCGAUGGAUGUGCAGUUGGCAGCGGCGGCACCGCGACUGGCGACGACGGCGGCAGUGCGCUGAGCGGUGCGGCGUACUCGUCUGGGGGCAGCGGUGCCGCCGCCACAGCUACUGCGGCUGCGGCUGCAGCUGCCUUGGCAGCCACAGCUUCCACCCCUGCGAUGCCUCCGUCACGAGCCCAGCCGAAGCCGGCGGCAGUGGCUGCAGCUGCUACAGCCGCGCCAGGGGCUGGGCUAGGAAAGCGCAGGACGCGGGAUGAGGACACGGAUGCUGAUGACGAGGAUGAGAUGGAUGCAAGGGAGCGGCGCAGGGGCCGCGGCGCGGCAGGCGCCGCCAACGGCACUGUCCAGCUGCCUCCCUACGCACACACUACAGCUGCCAUGCAGCCAUCCCAGCAGUCCAAGCAGCCACAGGCGCCAGUGGCGCACGGGCAGGCGGGGCCCCGGCCCGCGCCCGCGGUGCAGCUUCCGCCCGCGCCUGCAGUGGCAGCAGCUCCCAUCGCAAACGCCGCGCUUGUGGUCGCGGCAACACGCGCGCCUGCACAAGCAGCGAUUGCAGCAGGCCGAAGGGACAAGGACAAGGAGGAGGACGAGGACGGGGAGGAGGACGAGAUGGAUGCCCGCGAGCGGCGGAUAGGUCGCGGCCGUCCGCCGCCCUUCACUGCUGCAGCUUCUACAGCUCCCGCUACUGCCGUGGCACCUGCCGGUGUGAACGGGCAAGUUGCUGCAGCGGCGGCCACGGAGCCGCCAGCAGCUGGGGCGGUGGCGGCGCCGGAUGCGAGCGACGAAGACAUGGCGGCGGUGCAGGCGGCAAAGCGGCAACGCAUGCUGUCGCAGUUUGACGUACUGGAGCGCUGCUACCUUCAGAUGCGGGCCGCGAGGACUUCUCUGUCAGGCGGCAUGGGGCUGCCAGGGGACGGAUCGAUAGGGCACCCGCCCGCCGCCACCGGCGCCACCACAGCCAUGGGCGCGCCCCCGGCCGCCGGCAGCAGCCUCCUGCUACAGCCACACGUGCUACAGCUGCAGCAUCAGCCUGAGCUCACGCAGCAGCCGCUGUCCAUCUCGCCCUUCGGCGCCCCCGCCGCAGCGGCGGCAGCGGCCGCGCACGCACUGCCGGCUGCCGCCGGCGCCACCGCGUGCGGCAGCGUGCACCCGCGCCGCGCGUCCGUCGGCGUCGGCGGCGCCUGCGGCUGUGCGGCAACGGAGGACGACGCUGAUCUCUCCACCUUCGGAGCCGUGCUGGCAGCCACGACACAAUACAGUCGAUUGGAGAUGCUCGCAGCAAUCCCGCGAUACGGGUCUGAGAGGUCAGGGCCCGGCGCCGGCGGCGUGCGUGGCGGCGGCAACGCCGCGGCGUCUACGGGCGCGGCGGGUGUUGUGCCGUCCGGCGGGUUGCAGAUCUUGUCCAGCAUUGAGUUCGACUUGGAGGACAACCUGUUUGCCACGGCCGGUGUGGUGCCCCGGAUCCUGGUGUACGACUACCAGGCUCUGUUGGCUGCUGCGCCGCACAGCCGCGGCGGCGGCGGCGGUGGUGGUGGUGGCGACGGCUCGGGGUCUGCGGGCGCCAUCGCGGCGGCGCGCCCCGUGCUGGAGCUGACUGCCCGCACUAAGAUGAGCUGCCUCAGCUACAGCCAAGGCGUACGGCAGCACCUGCUGGCGGCGGACUUCCAGGGGGGCGUGGCGCUGUGGGACACGGUGGCGGGCAUGCAGGUCCAAGACUACGAGGCACACGAGCGGCGCGUGUGGGGCGUGGACUUCUCGCCGGCGUCACACCAUAUGUUCGCCAGCGGCAGCGACGACGGACUGGUCAAGGUGUGGUCCACGCAGCAGGCCCACAGCUGCAUGGCGCUCGAGCUGCGCGGCAACGUGUGCGCCGUGGAGUGGCACCCCACCGACCCGCACCUACUGGCGGUGGGGUCCGCGCUGCACUGCGCCCUGGUGUACGACACACGCCGCCCCGCCGCGCCGCUGCACACCCUGCUGGGCCACCGCAAGGCCGUGUCGUACGUGCGCUGGCUGUCCGGCAGCCGACACGAGCUCGUGACCGCCUCCACCGACUCCUCCCUCAAGCUCUGGUCCCUCGCGCCGCCCGCCUCCUCCGCCGCCGCGGUCGAUGCACUGGCCGCAGACGCCGCCGCCGGCGGCGCAGCCGCCGGAGGCGCGGCGGCGGCCGCUGCUGCCGCCAGCUCGUUCCGCAGCGCGGGGGCAGAGCUGGUCCGCACCUUCACCGGCCAUAUGAAUGAGCGCAACUUUGUGGGCAUGUGCACGGACGGCGUGGGAGACUACAUUGCCUGCGGCAGUGAGAGCCACGAGGUGUUCGUGUACUACCGCUCGCUGCCUCAGCCGGCGUUGAGCUACCGCUUCCCCACCAGGCCGGAGUUUGACCGCCCGCACGGUGCGCCGCCCGGGCACCCCGCGCCGCACCACUUCGUGACGGCACUGCAGUGGCGGCGCAACAGCCCGCACCUUCUGGCUGCCAACAGCGCCGGAAACGUGUGGCUGCUAGGGCUGCAGCUGUAGCAGCUGUGGCAUUGCAUCGUGUGCGCGUGUUGUUGCAUUCGGUGUGUGGGAUCUGGGCGCAUGGAGGUAUGUACAAUUGGACGCCAUGGCAUGUGGUAACAGAUGCUUUUGUAUGAUUUUGCGCCUGAAUAGCUAGAGUCAGACGUGCUUGGUAACACGAAAGCAGCACAGCAGGCAGCUUAGUGCACUGGAUGACAUGAUGCAAGAUACUGAAUGUAUGUGAGAGUGUCCGUGAGCGUGUACGCAGCAUGAAGUCUUCGCAAUGGGAAGUUUUGUCGAUCAUGCACCCAUUUUCGUUCGUUUUUGUUAAGUAGCAGCGGGAACUAAUGCACUCUUACUCAGGCAACUACCUGAUCAAACACGCAAACUGGGUACCACGCCGGCUUGUAGCUAUCGCAGUCAACGCUGCCCAGAUCUUACCCGCUUUGUUAGGGGUGUGGGCAUGUGCGUAGCGGACGGGGCCGGAAAGGCCGCGUGGCGGAGGAGAGCGAGGCACCGCCCGAGGAUUGGCGCCGGCGCGCAGGUUGAGACCUGCCGGUGUCUUUGGUGGUCUUUACUGGCGAGCAUAGCAUAGCAUGUGUGUGUUGUCCUGCGCCUGCUGUUCUUGUGCUUGACACAUGGCGGGCCGUGCCUGUAUGUCCGGAAGAUGAGGUAGUGUCGAAGCCUUCGGCCUCAGACAGAUGCAUCAACGUGGCGUGCAUGCAGCCCACUUUCCCCUUGGGAGUGCGAUGGGACAGUGUCAAGGCAGGUUGGUGAAGUCCCGUAGGGUGCAGCUGAUUCCCAGAACCCAGCAGAUGGCAAACAAUUUGCAACGGCAGGGGAGGAGUGCGCAGCUGGUCGAACGCAGGAGUGACUGUACCGACAAGUAGCUGGCUGGCUGGAAGUUUGCUGACGCGCAUUUCCCCUUGGGAGGGAGACUGGGAGAGCCACCUUUCUUGUCGUUCCAGGGCAGCAAGGGAUGCAGAAGUACGGCAGCCUGCUCCAUGGAACGCGGAAAUAUUUGGUACAGCAUCAAAGCAGGGGCGCUGAUGAGUCCUGUAGCCGACCACGAAUGCAUUGUAAAAUACGGCACGU